Molecule: messenger RNA, 4857 nt
Organism: Aethina tumida (small hive beetle)
Lineage: Eukaryota; Metazoa; Arthropoda; Insecta; Coleoptera; Nitidulidae
Gene: baz
Product: partitioning defective 3 homolog
Exons: 17
Coding region: 203-4708 (1501 amino acids)
Biological process (GO): cell adhesion; intracellular protein localization; establishment or maintenance of epithelial cell apical/basal polarity
Cellular component (GO): apical plasma membrane; cell cortex; apical junction complex
Molecular function (GO): protein binding; phosphatidylinositol binding
Source: RefSeq, a predicted model, not a curated record
ACUCGAGCGGCGGUUCAGUCCAGUCGCGGAUCCGGUGUUGUGUGCACACGCGUCCUCGAAGCGACAGGUGGCCCAAAACGACCGUGCGACCAGCAACCUGUCCGGUGCGACCGUUCGGUGGUAGACCGAACAAUGUUACUGUGACACAACGUAGCGCGUGUUGAAAGUCGCCGUAACAAUAAGAUCAACGGGGUGAUGUGAAAUGUUCGACACAUGUCAGACGACCGCCGGUCCGAAAUGCACGGAGGUGGCGGAAAAGUUGGUGCAGCUGUUCGGCUGGCGGCAAACUUACAAUGUGGAGAAGCUGCAGCGGAACGUGCCCGGACGCGCCACCACACGCAUUUCGAUCACGAGACCCCGUGAAAAACACGUUAUAAAAGAGGGUGCUGAUUCAUGGGUCUCCGUACACAACUUGCAAUCACAAGGAGGCGGCAUUUUGGACCCCGAUGAUAGACUGAACGAUGUGGCCGACGAUAGGGAACAAAUAUUGGCUAGUUUUGAGGACGGUGAAGGUGCCCAUCUUCAUGGUGGAGGCGACGGAGCCAGCGGAAGCUCCGUCGGUACCGGAAGUCCAGAUAUCUUUCACGAUGGAGACCACAAAUACGGCCCACAUUAUAAUAGAACCGACAUAGAGGUUACUGGAGAACAGAUUGCUUCUGGAAUACCGGGAGUCCUACAAGUCCGAAGAGGCAGCGAACCAGCUCUGAACCAGCUUCCGGUGGGUCCGCCGGCUCCGUCCGAGCAUACGAAACGAUGGAGCGCCGCACCGCUCAUCCUGGAACCCCCGAGUUCGGGCUACGCCAGCCCCGACUGGAUGGAAGAGUCCCGCGAAGAGGAGGAAGACACCGGUUUCCGACGGGUGGGUCAGAACGGCAGUAACCGGCUUUCGAUGCAAUUUCUCGGCGACGGUGCCGGUUAUCGGUGGGCCGAGGCGGCCGAUCGGGCGGCCAGAGGACACACGAGUACGUCUUUGCCGCGUGAAAGUAAACGAAAAGAGCCGUUGGGACAGGCGAACAACUCCACGAGUCCCGUUCCGCCACCGUCGCAGUCGAACGGAGAGUUGAUUGUCAUUAGGAACGAGCCGGGUCCUUUGGGUAUCCACGUGGUGCCCGAGUACGAUCGGCUGGGCAAAGAUCGUGGGUUACUGGUGCAAGGAAUCGAACCAGGCGGCAGGAUCGACAGGGACGGGAGGCUGGCGAUUUACGACAGGAUUGUCGAAAUCAACGGCACGAGCCUGAUCAACAUGCCCUUCCAAAGAGUCCAGGAGAUGUUUAAACUUUCACUUACUUCUCCGGAACUAAGACUGAAAGUAAUUAAGGCAUCGGGCUUGGAAAGUCUGCGCAAACCACCGGCUCCGGUUUAUCCCAGCUACCCCGACGAUAAGGAGAACGUGUCUAUGGUGGAGUGCGAACAGAAACGUAAGAUCAAUCCCCGUGAACCGUACAAUACGUCGAAUAAUAUAGGCAUGCCCGUUGCAGAGAGUACCAGUACUAAAGUGGCUACUGUGUCUCCUACAAAGAAAAUUCCAGCUAUUUCGAAAAAUAUUAAAGGUCUUCUAGUGAACAACACUAGGAAGAUUGGCAGAAAAAUCGAAAUUGAAUUAACGAAAGGUCCCCACGGUUUGGGAUUCAGCAUCACGACAAGGGACAAUCCCGCCGGCGGGAAUUGUCCCAUCUACAUCAAAAAUAUUAUACAUAAGGGGGCGGCUGUGGAAGACGGCAGACUGAAAAUUGGUGAUCGGUUGUUGGAAGUGAACAACGUCGAAAUGACAGGAAAGAGUCAGACCGAAGCUGUGGCAGUAUUAAGAAACGCUCCUCCAGGCAGCAAAGUUCGAAUUGUGGUAUCCAGACAGGAAGAUGUCCCUGAUAAUACCUUGCCGAGAAUAAUGGACGUUGAAAAUACUAAUGAAAAAGAAGAACGAGCACCGGAGGCGUUCGGUAGUGGUGCCAGUAACGACGUACCCCCUAAUAUACCGCCUCUGCCGCAAAGUCACCUUCAAGCUCUACAAAACAGGACUGUAGAAAAGAGCAAUUCGGUAGCCAAAAUGAUUUCACACUUCCAAGACGCAGCCAACACUUCUUUAAACGGUCCUGACAAGUCGGACGAAAACGCAGUCUUCCCAUGGAAGCAUCGCGAAAUUUUGACUUUCAACAUCCCAGUCCACGACUCUGAAAAGGCGGGCUUGGGAAUUAGCGUUAAAGGCAAGACGAGUGGUUCCCAGGAUUUGGGAAUCUUCAUUAAAAGUGUAAUAAACGGCGGUGCGGCAUCCAGAGACAAAAGACUGAGGACGAACGAUCAACUUUUGAAUGUUAACGGCAUUUCUCUGCUGCAACAGUCCAACAGCGACGCCAUGGAGACUUUGAGAAAGGCUAUGAUGCAUACCGAAGGCCCCGUACCUGGAAACAUCACGUUAACCAUCGCCAGAAGAGCGUCUUCUCCCGGUGCGAAUAGAAGUUUCAACAGAUCGAACGAAAGUUUGCUCAAUAAAUCGAACAGUUCUCAACACGAGUCGUACAAGUCCAAUGACGGGUACAAGUCUGGGGAGUCCACGGAUCCUUCACUGAACGACAAUUCGGAGGCGAGUGGUGGGUCAACUAAUACAGUAAUAUUUAAUCCCAAUCAGAACGGCAUGCAUAAUGCGCCUUUGAGUCCUAUGCAUACGUGGAAUCCGGUUUUAGAGAGACUUACCGGAAACAACAAGCAAUUGAGGAAUGAAAGCUACUAUAAGGCUGCUCAUGAUAGUUGGAGUAAUAGUAUGAUGGGGAAUAAUUCUUACGGUAAUAUGACAACGACCACCGUAAAUAUGGCGCCAUCAGAACCCAUUUUAAUUGAAGAUGAAUAUGGAUCAAGAGUUAUGGGUCAUCAGAACUCCAAGAUUAAUAUAAAAAUGACGAACAAAACCGUUUCAAAUGGUAACACACCAGAGAAUCGCAGUGAUCAUGAACCAGACGGCAAAGCCAGCCUCUCCACUGGCAACACAGAUAAAAGCACAGAAAAUUCAUCACAAUCCUCAGUUCAACCAAGUGAUGCGACUUAUGCAAGUCAGUUAUCAUUGGAAAAUCACCAGGGAUUCUCGAGGGAUGCUUUCGGCAGGCAAAGUAUGUCCGAAAAGAGACAUGCUACCUUGGAUGCCAAAAACACAGAUACUUAUCAGAGGACGAAAAAACUGCGCGAGGAGAGGAUCAAAAAAGAGACUAAUUUAGUGCGAGUUGGUUCGGUGGAAUCAGUUAUAAGCGUAAAUCGCUCCUCCGAUCAUCCUGAGUAUGCAGACAAAUUGGGACAAUUAGGACCAUCACUUGGAAUGAAAAAGUCCUCAAGUUUGGAGUCCCUUCAAACAAUGGUCCAAGAGAUUCAGAUGCAAGAAGAGGGUGACCCAGCCUACAGCUAUAGAGGACCGAGUGGAGCUUUAAAAGUAAUUCGCGGAAGAGGCUGUGAAGAAAGCUUUAGAGCUGCAGUCGUCGAUCCCAAUCAUAGAAGUGAAAUUGGUGCAAAGAAACAUUGGCUGCUAGACGGACCAAUGGACAACGAGAGAGAAAUCGACGGCUUUACCAAUUUACGAGGUGCUCCCCGACAGUCUUCCCUAAACGCAGCUUUGGACAGCAAAAUUAAAGCUGGCAAGAAAAAGCCUGGUAUUCUAAAAGGCAUUGGUUCGAUGUUUCGAUUUGGCAAACAUCGUAAAAUGGAUUUCCCGACGCUUGAAACACAAACUUACCACCAGACGAACGAAUUCGAUGCUAAUGCAAAUCCAACCCAACAGCCACAACAAAACAACGACAAUGACAACCAAAGCAACAAUUCGGAGAGAGUAGCUGAUCAGCAGCAGCAACAACAACAACAACAAAAUCAAAACGUAGCCCAGAAUCAACAUUCACAUUCACCGCAAAAUUCGAUGUCGCAACUGCAGCACCAGCAGCAGCAACAGCAACAGCAGCAGCAACAACAACAACAUAAUGUGCAACAACAGCACUCUUCGCAUCAGCCGAUUUAUCCCAGACAAGGGUUUAUACACCGACAUGCCGAGCAAGUGCAGGUGAUCCCGGAGAACUCUGUGGCACCUCCAGUGAAGUACCGAAGCGGUAACUCCGGUUCAGACCGAAGGAACGAUCGUAAAUUCCAGGAUCAAAGAUCGAACCAAAGGCAUACGUAUUAUCAGCCGGAUGAAAGAGACGGUAUCUACGACCACCGUCAGCAACAGAGAAAUGAUAAUGGAUAUGGGGAGUACUAUGGCAGACCUGGGAGUCGUUCUGGCAUCACCGAAUCAGUACCGUUCACCCACUACGUGAAUUACAACGAAUUACAGACCCACCUCAGCCGCAAAGAACCCCUAUCUGAAAGUCAGAUAGUUCAGAUGCGCCUGCAAGUUCAACAACAAAGAUUAAAGGUGGAGGAAGAAAGUCGGAAACAACAUCAGUACCACUCCCAACGUCAGACCAGAACUGAUAACCAAUUAAGGCCAGUUUCUAAUUAUUACGAAUAUGAAAGCGUGCAAUCAGUAUUAAAUAUGAGAGGGAAUCGACAAAAUAAUCCAAUUCAUAACAUGCAACCUGCCCAACCGCCACCGAUGUAUCAGGACGCGAAUUCGAAUUCGUUACCCCGCCAACAGCAGCAGGUUCAGGGCAGGAUGAAUACGAGAAAUAACCAGCAAAGAGGGCCGUUCGUUACGCACGUCACGAUAGGCGAGCACCAACAAAACGGGACUAAAGUGUAAAUAAUAAUAUUAAUAAUAGUAAUAAAUAUAUUGUUAUAAAUAUAUAAUGCUUAGGCUUCAGCCUUUUUUAUUCUUUUAUUGUAUUGUAUAUAAUUCUUGAAAUUUUUAUUGUACAUAACUAUUAUAUAUAAAUAAAUUUUAUACACAAA